This is a messenger RNA of Clarias gariepinus (North African catfish), 4230 nucleotides long. It is a transcript of the gene mcoln2, whose product is annotated as mucolipin TRP cation channel 2. Lineage: Eukaryota; Metazoa; Chordata; Actinopteri; Siluriformes; Clariidae. Gene Ontology annotation, cellular component: membrane. Bases 61 to 1743 code for a protein of 560 amino acids. The record is from RefSeq and is a predicted model, not a curated record. The transcript has 14 exons. Gene Ontology annotation, molecular function: NAADP-sensitive calcium-release channel activity.
CUGGUUUUGUGUAAGAUGGUCAGUCAGUUUGAGAUUUAACCAGCAGCAUGAGCAUGGAGCAUGGAGCUUAAUCCCAUACCAAAUAUCAACCCACCAAGUAACACUAUGUCCAUGGGCCUCGACCAGACGUUGGAGGAAAGCUUACGAGAUGACCUGAAAUAUUACUUCAUGAGUCCAUGUGAGAAAUACAGAGCACGGAGACAGCUACCAUGGAAGUUGACAGUACAGAUUUUAAAAAUAGCCAUGAUUACAACCCAGCUUAUUCUCUUCGGGCUAAACAAUCAGCUCGUAGUGACCUACAAAGAAGAGAAUUUGAUGGCCUUCAAGAAUUUGUUCCUAAAGAGUUACAGUGGUGUGGAUGAUGAUGACUAUAGUGUAGCUGUCUAUACUAAACAGAGUGUCUUUGACCAUCUACACUUCAUUAUAGAUCAGUAUUCACUGUUGGACCAGCUGUCUGUGGGCUCAGUCAGUUAUGCCGAGGAGGAUAAAAAGUUACUUCCUUUAGUCAUAUGUAAAAAGUACUACAGACGGGGCAGUGAGGAGCAUUCUGAAGCAACCUUCGACAUAGACGCCCAAACUGAGUCAGCUUGUCUUAGUUUGGAUCCCAGAUCUGCUGCGACAUGUAGAACUAACAAUGCCACUUUUUUCGAGAUCGACUUUUACAGACUCGUCACUAUUGACAUCACGUUCCAGCUGAAAGGGAUCAACCUGCAAACUGUCCUUUCACACGAGCAGCCUGACUGUUACACUUUUGCAGUUUCGAUUACCUUUGACAAUCAGUGUCAUAGUGGAAAAGUGAAAAUUACGCUUGAUAUUGAUGCUGUUAGCAACGUGUGCAGCCACUGGAAGAUUUCAGGAACAGCUCAGAAGAACACUCACUAUCUCCUGGUCUUUGAUGCUUUCGUUAUCGUAGUGUGUCUGAUCUCUUCUGUGCUUUGCAUUCGCUCGAUUUUUCUUGCAAUUAAUUUGCUUAAGAGAUUUUCCAAGUUCUGUCUUUGGAAGUACAAUCAAAAAGUAUGUGAGGUGGACCAGCGAGAAUUUUUAAAUGGCUGGUACAUCUUGGUCAUUAUCAGUGAUGUUCUAGCAAUCAUAGGGUCAAUACUGAAGAUGGAAAUUCAGGCAAAGAGCCUGACAAGCUAUGAUGUGUGUAGCAUAUUUUUAGGAACCUCCACACUUAUGGUCUGGGUUGGUGUUAUUAGAUAUUUAAGUUACUUCCAGAAGUAUAAUGUUCUUAUUCUUACCAUGCAGGCUGCCCUCCCCAAGGUUCUCCGCUUCUGCUGCUGUGCAGGAAUGAUUUACCUGGGCUACACCUUCUGUGGGUGGAUUGUUUUAGGGCCUUACCAUGAAAAGUUUGAGGGUCUGAGCCGUGUAGCCGAAUGCCUCUUCUCCUUAGUGAACGGGGACGACAUGUUCCCCACGUUUGCUGAGUUCCAGCAGAAGAACACUGUGGUGUGGCUGUUCAGCAGGGCCUACCUCUACUCCUUCAUCUCGCUCUUCAUCUACAUGGUGCUCAGCCUUUUCAUAGCUCUCAUCACAGAUGCUUACGAGAGCAUCAAGCGCUACCAGAAAAACGGGUUUCCCAUGACAGAGCUGCAGCUGUUCCUGAGAGUGAAGAAGGAGUUCCCAGAGGGGGUGGAUGUACAGAAUGGAGAGAAAGACAACGCCAAUCGCUUCUCCUCCUUCAAUAAGCUGUGUGGCUGCAGAAGAGUUUCCAAAGACGAUUCCACCAUUCUAAUCAGCUGAUAGACAUUCUCAAGACAUUGAACAACUAAAGGAGCCCAGUCAAGCCGGCCAUCCCUGCAAGAAAAUCUGUAAUUGUGGCCCUAAAUGCUUCCAUAAUGUGAUCUAUCCUUGACCCUAUCCUUUACAUGUGUAUCAGGGAUCAGAACAUAACAGGCAUUAACCAAAGGAAAAAGCAGAUCAUUAGCAUCCAUGAAGGGGACUAUAAUAUAAUUAAGACUCUGGGAAAUUGAUCAUAAUAAGAAUUGGGAAAUUAACCCUGGCAUGUGUUACAAAUGCAGGAAAUAGAAGUGUUUUCUAUUAAAUUAUUUCCAGAAGCAAGCUGCUAAAAUGAUUGCAAGAAAAUGGCUCUAAUGCAAUGCAAAAACCUAUUAACCAUAAUUAUAUAUUGUUAAGAAAAAUGCUGUCUUCAGCAAGUUUAGUGUUCAAAACCUUUGUUAAAACAAGACAUUUGCAGAGCAAAUGCAAAAAAAUACUCCAAUUAACCAUAACAUUAAAUGCAUCGACUAUUGAAGUGAAUAACAUCGAUGAUCACCUUAAACUGACGCCUGUCCAGGGGUGGGAAAUAUUAAGCAGCAAGUGAAUAGUCAGUUCUUAAAAUCGAUGUGCAUGUGUCGUAGAAGCAGCAAUAUGCGGCCAGGCAUAAUGAACUGAGCCAGGGCCGCAUGAUGAUGGCUCAAAAGUUGGUUUAGAGUAUCUAUAAAACAGCAGGUCUUCUGGGAUGUACCUGGUAUGCAGUGGUUAAUACCUAACAAAAGUAUUCUAAGGAGGACAACUGAUGAAUCAUGGGCAUCCAAAGCUCAUUAAUCCACAUGGAAAGCAAAGUCUAGCCUGUUUGGGCCAAUCCCACAGAAGAGCUACUGUAGCACAUGUUGCUGCGAAAGUUAUACACACCAUGCAUUGCAACCUGCGGUUUAUGGGGCUGCGUAGCCACAGACUGGUCAGAGUGCCCAUGCUGACCCCUGUCCACUGCUGAAAGCUCAUACAACAGUUACAUGACCUGGACAAUUGAGUAAUGGAAGAAGGUGGCCUGGUUUAAUGUACAGUAUCACGGUUUCAUUUACACCAUGGAUACAGUAGCUGUGUGUGUGCCUCAAUUACCUGGGCAUUAAACAACCUCAAUAACACUUUCACUUCAUUAUUUAUAAAAACAAGGUGCUUUUCUGAAAUGUUUCACUUCCUGUUUAAAUCUGCAUUUACAAGUGAAAGUUGUACAUAAUAUAGUAUUGAUUUUUACUAAGUCUGCUGCUCCAGUGUUUUGAUGUUCUUUUUCGUCAGAUGUUACUAUAGAAUACUUAAAUAUAAUUACAAGCAUUUCAUAAGUGUCAAAGACUCUUAUUGACAAUUACAUAAAUUUUAUGCAAAGAGUCAAUAUUAGCAGUGUUGACCCUUCUUUUUCAAGACCUCUGCAAUUCACCCUGGCAUGCUGUCAAUCAACUUCUGGGCCACAACCUGACUGAUGGAAGACCGUUGUUGCAUAAUAAUUGCUUGGAGUUUGUCAGAACUUGUGGGGUUUUGUUUGUCCACCCAGUGGGAUUAAGGUCUGGAGAGUUUCCUGGCCAUGGACCCAAAAUGUUUAGAUUUUGUUCCAUGAUACACUUAAUUAUCAUUUUUGCAAGGUGCUCCAUCAUGCUGGAAAAGGCAUGGUUUAUCACCAAACUGUUCAUGGAUGGUUGGGAGAAGUUGCUCUCGGAGGAUGUUUUUGCACCAUUCUUUAUUCAUUGCUGUGUUUUUAGGCAAAAUCGUGAGUGAGCCCACUCCCCUGGAUGAAAAGCAACCCCACGCAUGACUGGUCUCACUAGGCUGUUGACAUGACACAGGACUGAUGGUAAAAUUAAUAUUUGUGUCAUUCUCUGACUUUUGAUUACAGAUGUAAAACAUUGCAGGUGAAUAAAAAAAAAUAUGAUGAAGAUGGGUGAAAAAUAUUAGUAUCCUAAACAUGUAAUGUUUUAUGAUCUCAGGAAAUAGAACAACUAAAUCAAGUCGGCUUCUCUCAAUGGCAAAAUCUUCCAUUAUACUGUAUACAAUCUACUCUAUCAUUUACCCGCAUUACCCAAAGGAAGAAGCUAAUCAAUAACAUCCAUUAAGAAGACUAUAAUAUAAUUACGUCUCAAAUGUUCAAAUGUUUGCUGGGUCAGAUGGCUAGUAAAUAUGAAAGAAAUCUGAAAUUUAUCUUAAUAAGAGGCAGAGUAUUACCCCUGCCAUAUGCCACAGUUACAGAAUAAGCAACAUUUACGUUUAUUUAUUUGUUUAUUUUUUGAGAAAAUGCAUUUGGAAUUUAGAAAUAAUUGUGGCGAGCAUAUGGGUCUGACGCCAGAGCUGUUAAGGAGAAAUAAUCUACAUAUGUACUAACAUUACCUAUAGUGAGGCAUUCUUGGUAAAACUGUAUUUUCACUUCAUUAUAUACCAGGAGCUAGGUGCUUUUUCUGGGGAUUCUUGCACUUCCCUUCCUUUUUUUUUUUUGUUUUCAUUGUUGAUUUUUACAGGUUU